Emiliania huxleyi CCMP1516 is the source of this 822-nucleotide messenger RNA. RefSeq lists its product as hypothetical. Gene Ontology annotation, cellular component: cytosol. The record is from RefSeq and is a predicted model, not a curated record. The coding region runs from base 1 to 822 and encodes 273 amino acids. Lineage: Eukaryota; Haptophyta; Isochrysidales; Noelaerhabdaceae. The transcript has 7 exons.
AUGAACUCGGAUAUCCACCUCGAGAACCUCGAGAACACGGGACGCGGCACAAACGGCCGGGGCAGGCUCCACAAGGACUACUCCAAUGGCGCGUACGAAGGCGAGCUGCUGGAUGGCAAACCGCACGGCCGCGGCAGGCGCCAAAGGCCGCGGGGCUGCCACCUCUGCUCUUGUCGCUGUCGCCACUGCCAGACGUCAUCCAUCAGUUACAGGCCAAGAACGAUGAGGGAGACGUUUACACUGGUGAAUGGCGGGAGGCAGUGCGGCAGAGGGAAGGCGGUCUAUGCCGAGGGCGACGUGUACGAUGGCGAGUGGGAGGACGACGACUGGCAUGGCGAGGGCAAGUACUCAGAGUCGUCCGGGGCGACCUACGUUGGGCAGUGGGAGCACGGCUCCGGGUUCGCCAAGUGGUCAGACGGCGACUCCUUCCGCGGCGAGUACCAACACGGCAAGCCGCACGGGCAGGGGACGUGGACGCGCGCAGACGGCUCCUCGUUCACCGGGGAGUGGGUCGAGGGCGAGCGAGUCGGGGAGGGCCGGUACAUGCGGGCCGAUGGCACGGUCUACGCGGGGGAGUGGUGGGUCUCGGACAAGGGCGAGCGAGUCGGACGCGGCCGGAUCACGUACAAUGACGGCUCCUCAUACAACGGGCAGUGGCGCGACGACAAGGACGGCCACCCCGAGCAUCUUCCCGCUACCGCGGCCCAAAGGGGAGGCAAGCGCGGCAGGGCGGCGGCCGGAGGCGAGGGGUCUGCGGGCGGGCAGAAGCCGAGGCGGCAGACGAGCAGCAGCAGGUCCCGAGCGACCUCCGCGGCAGCGUGA